Cynara cardunculus var. scolymus (artichoke) is the source of this 647-nucleotide messenger RNA. RefSeq names its product kirola-like. Lineage: Eukaryota; Viridiplantae; Streptophyta; Magnoliopsida; Asterales; Asteraceae. The transcript is spliced from 2 exons. The record is from RefSeq and is a predicted model, not a curated record. Gene Ontology annotation, biological process: defense response. The coding region runs from base 23 to 454 and encodes 143 amino acids.
GGCUCUAAUCGGAAAGUUGAUCAUGUACGUAGACAUCACUUCACAUGGAGACAUAUUUCAUGAGAUGUUUAGACACAGACCACACGACCUCGCUUUGAUAUCCCCAGAUAUCCUUCAUGGUUGUGAGUUUGAUGGUCAAGCAGGAGCUGUUGGGUCCUCCAUCUUCUUCGAGUAUACCCGAGAUGGAAAAAAGCUAACCGCAAAGGCGAUGCUUGAAGAAGUUGAUGAGAAAAACCACAAGGUAGUGUACAAAGUAACUGAAGGAGAUCUUGUGGAGGAGUUAUACAAGUCCUUCAAAAUCAUAUUUCAUGUUGAACCAAAGGGUGAUGGGCAAUUGGCUAUUUGGACACUUGAGUUUGAGAAAAUGAAUACAAACAUGCCUUAUCCAACUUCUUUCAUGGACUAUGUAUUGAAAAUUACCAGGGACUUGGAUGCCCAUAACACUAGUCAAUAGAGGUAUAGCAAGUUCUUAAUAAAAAAUGGAUCAAGAGGAAGUUCAUUGUAUGCAUUUAGUCGAUUAAAUAAGAUAAACGAAUAAAGCAAAGUGAAAAAUAAACCUGAUGGUAGCUAUAUAUGGCUACAUGGCCACAUGGGAACAUGUAUGUUUGCUUUCUCCCAGGAAUCUGUAGACAUGAAUGUUUUGAUUA